AUGGACGGACCAGGUAGCAGCACUAUGACCAUGGCGGCCGCGCCCUCUGCGCAAGGCGCUGGCGCCGGCGCGUCGAGCUUCGACGACUGGCUGUUCCCAGAGGCUUCGCGAAUGGGCGCAUUUGGCGAGUACGGCAAUGAUGCAGAGGCCGACGCUGAGGCAGGCGGCUGGGCCGCAGACGCAGGCGCAGAGGCUGACGCCGAGGUUGAUCUAGACGCGGACGCGGAUCCCGAGGCAGACGCAGACGCGGGCGUGGGCGCGGCCGUUGGAGCCGACCCCGGCGCGGGCGUGCUAGCCGCGGGCUCGCUGUCGUCGUCGUCGUCGUCGUCUUCCGCGGGAUCCCCGCUGGACCAAUUCUCGUCCCUGUUCGACUCGAACGCAAUGCUCGCGCGCGGGUCCGACUCGGACACGCUCUUUACCGCUAGCAACUCGGCAUCCGGGUCGCCAACCUUCGUGAAAAGAGAGGAUGCGCAGAUGUGCGGUCCUGCUGGGCUUGGCGCGAGCGCGGGCGGUCUUUCGGCCGAGGGCGAGGCCCCCGGCUCACUGCCGCUGGCGCUCGACGUGCCGGAGCUCAGCGCGUUUGACGGUCUAGACGCCGCCGCAGCUGCGGCGGAUGCCGACGUCGGUGGCUCUGCGGCCGCCAACGCCGCGGCCGCUGCCGCUGCCGCCGCCGCGGCGGGCGCGCGCAAGAAGCGCGCUCCCCGCAAGCGUCUUACUGCGCACCAGAAACAAGCGCAUAACAAGAUCGAGAAGCGCUACCGCAUCAAUAUCAACACUAAGAUUGCCAAGCUGCAACAAAUUAUACCGUGGGUCGCAUCUGAGGAGACCGCGUUCGAGGUCGGCGAGACCUCGCGCGGCAACUCGCGCGGCGGUGAAUCGGUCGCCACCGCCACACCUAAGCUCAACAAGAGCAUGAUCCUCGAGAAGGCCGUUGACUACAUCCUGUACCUGCAGAAUAACGAGCGUCUGUACGAGAUGGAGGUGCAGCGGCUGAAGAAGGAGGUGGAGCGUGCGCGCACGGAGCGCGACACUGCUGCCCGCAGCUAG
Molecule: messenger RNA, 1047 nt
Organism: Lachancea thermotolerans CBS 6340
Lineage: Eukaryota; Fungi; Ascomycota; Saccharomycetes; Saccharomycetales; Saccharomycetaceae
Gene: TYE7
Product: Tye7p
Exons: 1
Coding region: 1-1047 (348 amino acids)
Molecular function (GO): protein dimerization activity
Source: RefSeq, a predicted model, not a curated record